Messenger RNA from Guillardia theta CCMP2712, 1167 nucleotides. RefSeq lists its product as hypothetical. Bases 1 to 1167 code for a protein of 388 amino acids. The transcript is spliced from 18 exons. Lineage: Eukaryota; Cryptophyceae; Pyrenomonadales; Geminigeraceae. The record is from RefSeq and is a predicted model, not a curated record. Gene Ontology annotation, molecular function: protein binding.
AUGCCUUGGAAUCCCUUCAAGUCGAAGAAGAAAGAGACUAUACGCCCAGGAUUUCAUCCCAUUGACAUCGAUAGCCUUGAACCGGUAGAUAGACGGAGGGAGCAGAGCAAGAGCGAGAGAGAUCGAGGGACUGGGCUUCGCGACGACAGCGACUGUCCAGAUUCUCCGUCGGGCAGCGAGUGUUCUUCCACGCCCCAAGUCUUGAAGUCCCAAGGAGUCGGACGAGACGCCUUGCUGUCUGCAGCGUUCAAGGGAGACCUAGACAGCGUGAAAGAGCUCCUGGCGUUGGGACCAGAGGCGAAGCUGUAUGUUUGGCACACGGACAUCGUGGAGUAUCUGUUGAGCACCAAGAGCAUCUGGAAUGACACCUCGGGGCCCUCGAAGACUCCGGUGGUGGCGGAUGCUAAGGCAACCAACGGAGAGAGCGACACUCCUCUGUUCAUGGCGGUCUUGAGCAACAAGCUGCCGCUAGUCAAGAUCAUCGCAGAGGCUUGCGACAAGGACGUCAACCUGACCAACAUCGAGGGGUUCAGUCCGCUACACUACGCGGCUGGAGAGGGGAAUCUGGAGAUAGCAAGAUACCUUGUCGAAGAGUGCGGAGCCAACAUCAGUGCGAGAGACGUUCUUGGACUGACUCCAUGCUUCUGUGCUGUCCUGCAAGGCAGGAAAGAUGUUGCCGAGUACUUCCUUACCAGGAGCCCGCAAGAGAUCAACGUGGUGAACAAAGGAGGAGACACGAUGCUCCACUGUGCCCUGAAAGGCGUUGGAGCUGACUCGGGGAUGGAGGAUAUCGUUCAGAUGCUGAUUACGAGAGGUGCUCCUUUGGACUUGCCUGGUGCGCUCCCCGCAAGCAAGACCGUCAGGCAAAUCAUGGCCAAAAAUGGCCUUUGCGAGAGCUUUGAUGUAGAUCCGGAGCCCCCUGCUCAUGCUGCCGCCAGCAAGAGCUCCUCUCACAGUGCUAGCCCGGUCAAACAGGGCACGGCGGACGGCAAACCAGAAGCCAAGGACCAGAGGAAGGCGCUGAAGCAGUCGGUGGUCGACGACUCUCCCAUCCUCAAAGGUUUCCUCCAGAACGUUCUCGACACGCUGGGGAGUCAAAGGGACAUCUACGGGAUUCCAAAACCUCCCGUGCUCCCCGAGGAGUUCGUGCUCCCCCUGGAAUCUUAA